Nematocida minor is the source of this 1314-nucleotide messenger RNA. RefSeq lists its product as uncharacterized. NCBI's taxonomy places the organism in Eukaryota, Fungi, Microsporidia. Bases 1 to 1314 code for a protein of 437 amino acids. Gene Ontology annotation, molecular function: zinc ion binding. The record is from RefSeq and is a predicted model, not a curated record. The transcript has a single exon.
AUGGACGACAUUGAAUACAAACUACGGUUCCUGCUUAACUCAAUGACUCUUGUGGUCGAUGAAAUAAAAGUGACAGACACCUCGCAGAUGGACAGGCUGCAGUUCCUCAAGAAAUACAAAAACCAAAAAAUGAUCCACGCCUUCAUAAAGCCGCCAGUGCAGGCAAGCAGCGGCCCAACUAUCACCCCGCUGAUAGGCGUGCCCAUUGACACAGAACAGAUGAAGCACAAAGUGCUGUACUGCCAGAUAGCCGUUGGAACAUCGCUGUUCACCUCAGAAGAGUACGCUAUGAACUGCAAGACGCCCCACGGGUACGACUCGUUUAUAAUCAGCGAGAACUCCGAGGCCAUUGAGUGUGUGAUAAGCUUGCACAAGAAGUCGCAGUCCCUCUCAUCGUACAGCUACGUCGUUCCUGACGCCAGCAGAGUGCUUAUUCUCGCUGAGGUCAGUUUUACGUACGAUAAAAAGCUGGAGGAUAAAAGCAAAAACAACGAUGCGUGCGAGUACUGCAACUCAAACACCGCAACGUCGUUCUGUUUGGCUGAGAGAGCGGCUUUCUGUGAUGCAUGCGAUAACUACUUCCACAGCAACGAGUUUACACAGAGACACUCUCGGUACUAUUUCAACCAGGUGGGGAAAAAGAGAUUCUUGCACUGCAGAGACCACAAGACAGUAGUUGUAGACUAUUUCUGCAUAGACUGCAGCGCGCCCGUGUGCACGCAAUGCAGGAUAGGAGGCACAGCUUCGGGCGUUCCCUCCCACCACAACCACAAGAUGAUAUCGUACAUUGAAGCAUGCGACGAGCUGAGAAACAGAAUACAGGAAAACGAAGAAAUGGAGCUUGUUCUGAGAAGAGCCAAGAGCUCAGUGAGCGCUGUGGAGGAGGAGAUUGAUGGGUUUGAACAGGAGGUGGACGCCAUCAGGUCUAAGCUGCAGUACGAGUACGACACUUCAAUGGGCAUAUUAAACGACCUGGUGAAGAGAAGGUACCAAAAGAUAAACGCAAAGUACUUUGAGGGCAAGUACCUGCAGGAGAUGGCAGGGAGAGCAAGCGCGUAUCCAAAGGAGGUUGAUGCAAGCGUUUUAGUGGAGAAAUGGAAGUCCAUUGAAGAUAUGAACAGAAGCAUCUCGGGGAUAGUCUUAGAAGAAAGCACGGGAGGGCCGCAGAUGAUUGUCAAAGGAAGCCUUACAGUUGAGCUGGUCACAGGCCCGGAGUCUUCGCCUAUGAGCUUCAGCACGGGACAGGAGGACGACUUUAUCAGAAGAAGAACAGAAAUGCUUCUGCGCGUUUCGCAGUUUAAAACAAAUGAAUAA